Mycena citricolor is the source of this 3161-nucleotide messenger RNA. NCBI's taxonomy places the organism in Eukaryota, Fungi, Basidiomycota, Agaricomycetes, Agaricales, Mycenaceae. The record is from the annotation of a GenBank genome assembly.
CCACAGUGCGGCUGUCUCUUUCGCAAUCUGCUACAACAACUCUGAUGAAUUGUCCACUAGGCGCUAAUGGAUACUUGCUCGACCAGUUCCUGCAGGACGUGUCGAAUAAGCGAACGGACGACUACGGCGGGAGCAUCGAGAACCGGGCCCGGUUUCCUCUUGAAGUCGUCGACGCGGUGGCCUCCGUGGUCGGCGCUCAGCGGACCGCUAUCCGGCUCAGUCCGUGGUCUCGAUUUCAAGGCAUGCGGAUGAGCAAUCCGAUGCCGACGUUCUCGUAUGUCAUCUCGGAGCUGGUCAAGCGACACUCGGACCUCGCAUACAUCCAUCUCAUCGAGCCUCGCAUUGCCGGCAACACUACUCUGGAGGGGUACGAAGAUGCCGAAGAAUCCAAUAGUACGCUGAUGGAUUUGUGGUUUCCCCGACCGCAUAUCGCUGCCGGGGCCAUGACGCGGGAUAAAGCUCUCCAAGUCACCGCGAAAGAAAGUCUGCUGGCUUGUUUCGGACGUUACUACAUCUCCAAUGUGCGUAACCUUGUCCUGGCAAGAUCUGUUUCGAUGUCUUGAAUCCGAUUGGUAGCCUGAUCUACCUGACCGCCUGGAGAGAGACAUUCCGCUCAGACCGUACGAUCGCGAUCUGUUCUAUCUGCAAGGGGAAGAUUCGCCCAGAGGCUACACGGAAUACACGCCUGCUCAGUAGAAAUCAAUAGGACAUCACCCAACUAGCGUUGAAGCAUGUCUUGCUUGUAUCGUAUUCCCGUGGUUUUUUACAACUCUGAAUCCUGGCUCGGGUGCCAGCAAGAUGUGCACUGAAGAGGAAGAAGCCCGAGACGACUGCUCGCCGGGACACACAGAAUUCGUGGCCCUGAGAGACCCCAGAGCACUCAUUCGCCACGACUAGACGAAUGAGGUUCCCGGAGGGCAAGGUCUGGCUGGGACCCAUUGUUGUCAACGCGGGUAUCGAUGCUGGAGGAUAAAGGACGGUCACGGGAGUUGGCUGCGAGGAUUUCUCCUGUCGCACGGCUCGAUUUCGUCACCACGGCUUUCAGGUCGGAGGAGGGGAAAAAACUCUGAAGUGGGCAAUGUCAGUUUGUCUCAUCGAAUGGCAACGGUGAAUUUCGAAGACUUAAUCUUGUUAUCCACGCUAUGUCUUCUAUUGUAUACCCUUUGCCUACUGUUUGGAUGGAGACAUUCGAUAUCCGACUGUUGAUCAAGUCCAGAAUAUCUGUAGACGCCCCGGGAUCAUAUAUUCGGCCGAUUCCGAGCACCUGACCGGAGCCUUUUUGCGGAAGCUCACAGGCUAUUCCUCGUCAGAUUGUCGGGCAGUGCUCCUCAAAUUCUCUCCUCCUCCGGGCUCAGAACCCGCCAGCACCUGACUUCAAUACCAGCGUCGAGGAUGUCUAUAAAUUCCCUUGCGCGGUCUGCUGGCCGUGACUCUGUCGUCUCAUGUCCCUACUACAGCUCACCGCCCUUCUCUCGUCCGCCCUCGGCGUCGUCCAUGGCCUGACAACGGUCACCGUCCAGUCCGGGACGACGUUCCAGACGAUGGACGGGUUCGGGUUCUCCGAGGCCUUCGGCCACGCACAGCAGAUCAUGGGCUAUCCCGCCGCCGAGGCGAAGGCGACGCUGGACCUGCUGUUCGACCGCAACAUCGGCGCAGGGUUGACGAUCGUGCGGAACCGGAUUGGCUCGGGCGGCGCGGGGGACGGCAUCCUGCCCACGAGUCCUGGAUGCCCGACGUGCGCGCCGACGUAUGUCUGGGAUGGCGUGGAUGCGGGCCAGGUGUGGUUCGCUCAGCAGGCGAUGACGUACGGGGUGAAGACCUUCUACGCGGAUGCGUGGAGCGCGCCGGGUUUCAUGAAGACAAACAACAACGAGGCGAACGGCGGAUCUUUGUGCGGCGUUACCGGUGCUACUUGCGCGUCGGGCGACUGGAAACAGGCCUAUGCCAAUCUCAUCGCCCAGUACAUCUUGUUCUACAAGCAGUCCAAUGUCACCCUGACCCACGUCGGGUUUCUGAACGAGCCCGAGUUCCAGGCGACCUACUCUUCCAUGCUGUCGAACGGGCAGCAGGCUGCGGAUUUCAUCAAGGUCCUGGCCCCGACUUUGACCGCUGCAGGACUCACCACUAAGAUCGCCUGCUGCGACUCCGAGGGAUGGAAGAACCAGAUCACCAUGACGAACGACAUCAACGCGGCUGGUGCCAUGCCUCUGCUGGGGAUCGUCACCUCGCACGCUUACACGUCCUCGCCCAGCACCCCGCUCAACACGACCCACCCCGUCUGGCAGACCGAAAACGCGGACCUCAACGACCAAUUCAACCCCAACAACUGGUACUCCUCUGGCGGAGCCGGCGAGGGGAUGACCUGGGCCAACCGGAUCUCUGACGGGAUCGUCAACUCGAAUCUGUCUGCUUAUCUGUACUGGGUGGGCAACGAGCCUGGGGGAACGACCGACUCGACGCUGACGACGACGAACGGGACGACGGUGAUCGCGUCGAAGCGGCUGUGGGCAUUCGCGCAGUGGUCGCGGUAUGUGCGUCCUGGCGCGGUGCGGCUCGGGACCUCGGCUGCGGGGACGACGACCAACUUCAAGUUCAGCGCAUUCAAGAACCCCGACUCCAGCGUGUCUGUGCAGAUCCUCAACAACGGCCAAGGGAACACCGCAGUCAACGUCACCACUGCCGGAUUCGUGCCCACGAAGGCUUUCGCCGUCGUGUCGGCGCAGGGGAUCGACCUGGAUACCGUCCCGGUGACACUCGUGGGCGGACUGGCGACGGUGAUCGUCCCCGCGAACGGCAUGGUCACGGUCGUUUUCAACGCUGGAUCAACCGAGGUUCCGCCAUCCAGCAGCACGACGUUCACUACGUCAGCGAGCUCAGGCACGGGCUGUUUCUCGCCCAUUUUCGGACAAUGCGGUGGACAGAGCUGGACGGGAUGCACAAGCUGCGCUGCUGGAUCUACAUGUGUCUCCAGCAAUCCUUUCUAUUCGCAGUGCGUGCAAAAUUAAACUGCCGGCUUUACUUCGCCGGAGUGUACCGUACGGUACAAAAAUCGAUGCUUCUGUAUCCGGAAAAAGCACGUUAUCAAACAAAUUGAAUGAAUCAUGAGUCCCGCUUGUAAGACUCGCGUGAUCAAUCCUGCUUGUCCUCGUUCCUGAUUCAUG